This is a messenger RNA of Paramecium pentaurelia, 817 nucleotides long. The record is from the annotation of a GenBank genome assembly. Lineage: Eukaryota; Ciliophora; Oligohymenophorea; Peniculida; Parameciidae.
AUGUAGCUUACUCUUCAUAAAUAGUAAUAAUACUACUCUAUUGACUAUAUUUUAAUUAAUAACAACACUUAAAUAUAUUUAAAUACUAAUGAUAACUAUCUAUUUACAUUUAACACAUAAAUUAUUGUCUACGAAUUGAAAAUACCAUAAUUAUAAAUUAAUUUAACAGAUUCAUAAGUUUAAAGAAUUACUUAUGAUAUUACAAUUUAUGCUAAAUUAUAUAAUCUAACUUUCACCAGCAUUUAUAAAAUGUUUAUAUCUAUUAAAAUUGUAAAUUAGAAUGAUAAAAAUAUUUAUGUAAUUUUCAAUAAAAAUUUCCCUCAGUAUCAAUAGAUUAGUGACGAUGAAAAAAAUGAAUAAAUCUUUGUAGGCUAUUCAGGCAAAUUACUCUAAUAUACAGUGAAUACAGAUAAUAAAUAAUUUGGAUGUUAUAAUCAAACAACAUAUGAGGAUGGAUUGGUGAAGAUAAAAUCAAUCAUUUAACUUGGCCUAAUUAUACAGCGGCUAUGGGAGAGGAGUUACAAAUGAAUCAAUAUAAAUCUUUGAAUUAUAUAUAGAGGAAAAUUCUUAUAAGACUUUGAUAGAUACUAAUAUUUCUAUUUAGGAUCAGUAAUUAUAAGUUGCUUAUAUCCUAAAAGACCACAAUUUAAUAAUCGGAGUUAGUGAUGAUUAUACAAUCUAGCUUCAUAUAUAGUCUAGUUAUGACAAAUCCCUUUACUUCUCCUCAGAGUUUAGGUUUGAAUAAUAAUUUUAAUAAUUUUUAAUUACAUUUAAUAAUUUGAUAACUUUGAUUAUAAAUCCAGAAUUUAAAUCAUGA